Molecule: messenger RNA, 4408 nt
Organism: Bursaphelenchus okinawaensis
Lineage: Eukaryota; Metazoa; Nematoda; Chromadorea; Rhabditida; Aphelenchoididae
Source: the annotation of a GenBank genome assembly
AUGUGUGGGUUGGCUCAAUGGCUGUGCUGCUUGUUUCUUGGACGUGACUCCAACGUGAGUUUCUAGGUUUUUGAAGUUGGAUGGAGAAGUUUUUUGAGGAAUUUUUGGAGUUUUUAAUUGAGAGGUUUGUUGGGCGUGUUGAUUGAAAGAUGGAAAGUGUCAUGGUCAAAACAUUGUAACAAGUUUUUUCUUUAACGAAACUUCGUGAAACUUUUAAGAAUCUGAAAAAAAACGUAGUUUUUGCAACUUAACAUUGCGUAAAAAUAGUUAUAAGCAUGAAGUAUAAAAAAAUAUCAAAUUUUACAGUUUAUUAGCUUUUAAAUUAUAAAUUUUAUUUAAAAAAUUAAUCUACAAAAACUAUAAAAAAUUAAAAACUUUUUCUUUUUGUACUUUAAAGCGUUUAAAUUAUUUUAAAAAUUUGUUAUGUUGUAUAAAAAAUAAAAUACAAAAAUGUCCUUUUAACAAGCUAAAACAUUUUCAAUCAAAAAAGCGAACUUUAAGCCGCAAUUCAUUGAAAAUUCAAAUUCGAAUGUAUUGUCAACCGUUUCAAUAUAAAGCUAACAAACUAUUCAAAAACUUUGGAAUUUUGAUUGGUUUUUCAUUUUUUUUUUAAACACAAAUUUUAAAUUUUGAUUUUUUAAUUUUUACGUCAAAUUGGCAUUGUGUUUCAAACCUAUAAUUUUGCCAAUUUUUGAUUUUUAAUCGAUUUUCUUUGAUAUACUAGUAGAAAACGUUUAGAUGGACUUACAUUUAAUUUAAAGCGUACCUUGUUUGGAAGAUUAAUAAAAAUGCUUGAAACACAAUGCCAAAUUUGUCAAAUGGGCGAAAAAAUAUUUUAAUUUUUUAAUUUUUUUUUAGUUUUUACAGUUUUUUUUACAAGAUUAUGAAAAACCCUAAAAUUUUAAAUUACUGUUAUUUUAAACAUUUUAUAAAUUUUCAAAUUCAGACCGCUGUUUGAAUUCGUGUUGAUUUCACGGAAAUUCUGAUAAUCCUCGUGAGUAAUCCUGGAGAAGGAAUGGCUGAUUCCGUCAUCAGCCUUAUCAAACCUUUUGUUUUCACGUUCGUAAUUCUUUUUCACAGGUUUUCAAUUGUAAAACUAUCCUUUUUCUCGAAUUUGGCUUGGAAUGCGCAGUAAUUUCAGGGGUUGUGGCUGAUUUUUCAAAUUUUAUUUGAGGGUAUGGCUAGGGUUUGUCGCGUGAUUUUUUUAGGGGGGGGGGGAAGAGGGGAGAAGGGGCGUAGGAAGGAAAAAUGUACUUAUUCUAUCAAAGACUAACAGAAUUUGAUUUUUUUAAGUGGAGGAAAGGAUAAAUUUUUUUUUGUUUUUUCUAAGCCUACACAACUUUUUCCUUGUAAGCCCAUUCCAGCUAGCCUAAAAACUGCUUUCAAAAAUAUUUCCUAACAAGUCAAUAGCUCAAUAACAUUGCUACGUAUCCUCUCAAAACACGAGGCUACGUAGCCGCGCGGCUUCGUGUGUAACGGGACACCGUGACGUUUCACCUCACGCAACACGAUCGAAAAGGUCAAGAAGUCGUACACUUUUCAAUAAGUGUAAUUUGUGUUCGGCCGCUGUUGGUAGUCACUAAACUUAUGCUUCGGUCUUCUGAACCGAACCACUGCACUUCCGGUGUUACGGCGUCCCGGGCACACAAAUUUGAGUUUCGAGUAUAUGUGUUUGUACUCGGGCCGCUUCUGAUUCGCCCGGCUAUUUGUGCUUGGAUUAGUGAUUGAAUUCGGUUUUGGAAGUUACUUCGGUCCACCACCAGUUAUUAUCUUGGCAGGACCUUGAAGUUACAAAAAGUCAUCAAAAAAUCGUUUUUUCUAUUUGUGAACCUACUAAAAUAAGGCUUUUGGUUAGAUAUUUUAUCAGUAUUUGGCUUCAACUUUCAAGUUUGUAGUUGAUGACUAAAACAAAAUUAUAUAUUUAUACUACAGUACUAUCUAGCUAAUAACAACUACAAAAUUAGCCUAUUAAGCUAUGGAAACUCGACAAGAACGCCGCUUUUCGCUAGCUGCAUUAGGGCCGUUUAUUCAUAAACCUCGACAAAGUUGUGCUGGUUUAGAUGAAGUAAUUUAUAUGUUGUGCUGUGAUCGUUUUGUCAUAAUGUUGUAGAUGACUUUGGCUUGGGGAUAGAUCAAAAAUCGAAAAAAAAAUUUAGUUUUUGUUUUAACAUUAGGUUUUUUAUAUUUAAAAAAAUGAUUUAUAGAUUCGUGUAAAGCAUUUUUGUCAUAACUAAGGCUAAAUAGGAAUCAAAGGUACUAGUUUUGCCAGUUUUUUAAAGAUAUCAAGUAAAAUUUUCACAUAAAUGUAGCCCAAGAAAUUAGGUUUUCGUAUGAUCAAAAGUUAGGCUUAAAAGUUUUAAGCUUCUUAUGUAUAACAGAGUUUUAAAAAACAAAACAAGUUUAAGCUAAAACACAAAAAAAUUAAAUGGAAAAAAUGAUUUUUUAAUCAAAAACAUGUGUGGUCAAGACGAAAAAUGCACAUUUUUAUCAAGUUUAUUAAAACAAACUUAAAUUUUUAUUUUCUAAUUCAAAAAAGCCAUUUAUAGCUUUAAAAUUUCACACUCCGUCUAUACCUCCGGAAGUUGAAUCCUGUAAAAAUUAUAAUUUAAUUUCGAAAAAAUUCAGCUGAGCAAACGCUGCGAUUGAUAAGCCAAACAAUGUGUUAGGCAAACGAUUAAUUGCUGUAGGCGAUGAGCCAUUUCCAUCGCAUUGUCUUCUUCGUCUGAUUGUCGUUCCUCUUUUCAGCGUUCUAUGUUCGACGCCGAACAAAGACGGAAACAGUUUGCGUUUCAAAAUGCUCGAUCUCACAGCGCUCCGCCGCGCAAAAAGUGGUACCGUCGAGGUAAGUUUUGAACUUUUAUUAAAUUUUUAAAAGUUUCAUUGUUUUUUACAUUAUGUUUUAAGUUUGGGUAGAUCUGGCUAGGAAAUACAUUAUGUUUUAAGUUUGGGUAGAUCUGGCUAGGAAAUUGAAAUAAAAGAUGAGCAAUGGGGUUGAGAGAGGGAGAGAUCGUGGGAGGGGUAGCCCAAGGUUCUUCUUUGUUCUAAAUUUCGAUAAGACUAAAAAGGGGGCCCACGAGGCUCGGCUUUGAUGGACCUGACCAGUUUAACACUUUACCGGGCUGAACAAUUAGGGGGAACAUUACAUUUUCUACUUCUUUUUAAUACCUAAUUUUAAAGUUGUAACAUUUUCUUUGCACAACUAUUUUAUUAAUGUAACAUUGCCAAUCACUUCCCUUUCUUUACACUGUAAAAACAGAUGAAAGAUAACAGUUAACACGUUGUUUUCCCAACCUUUCGAACUUUGUUUUUUGUAAUUUCAGCUUGGUUUUUCUUCAAAAUCCAUUGAGAUCAACUUUUUUGAUUCGAACAAAAGAUUGUUUGUUAUUAGUAGUAGGUGAUUGGUAGAGGUAAUAAAAAAGAAUCAAGAUAUAUUGAGGUGUUUUCUAUCUGUUUUGGGUUUAGGUGGCUUGGCUUUACGUUUUUAAAAGUGCUUUUGAUGGAAUUUCUGAGCAUUAGGAGGUGGAUCUUUUAAUUUUUUUUGCUUUAGUUUCUAGUGUUAGGUUUGAGAGUACUGUAAUUUAAAAUUUAAGAUAACUUUUACUUUUGGGUUUUUAAAAUGAUAUUUUUAAGAGCUCUGUAAAAGUUUGUUCAAAUAAUUCUGAGCCCCUAACUUCAACAAAUGUACUCCCUUGUGCUUUCAGAGUGACUCAGAAUUAUUUGAACUCUUCAUAACUUUAUACACUAGUAGUACGAUAUCAUUUUUUACAUUUUCUACAGUAAGAAUGUCAAAAAUACCGUAUUACAGGACCCCUCCGCCGCAUGGGUUCUCAACAUACCAUGUUAUACGACAAAAUGGUAUCACGACGACUGGUUGGUGCUAUAGCAAUGUGGCAUGAUCUUCAUUCGAACCUUCUACAACUAUCUCUGGAUCACAAUAAUGACAAAGAUGAGGGUCAUCGAGUAACCUCGUCAAACUCAUCUACAUCACCAGUAGAAGGUGAUGAAGAUAGCUUGUCACAAGAUAGUAGUAUCAGUGAUGAGGAAUGGGAUCAUCAACAUUAUGGUAGGUGUGGUUUUGAAGAUUUUGGCAUUUUUGGGUUUGAAAUUAAAAAAAAAUGAAAUUUAGGUAUGAAAUUAAAAAAUUGAGUUUUUUUCGAAAUUUUAAAAACUGCUAAUUUAAAAUUUUUAAAAAUAAAAUUUUUUACUUGAAGUUUGAUUUUUUAAUUUGAAAUUAUUUCCAGACGAAUCCGAAGAAUCAGACGAAGACCUUCUCAGCGACGAUGCCCUGGACGAGAUUGUGGAAUCGGAACGUCAGAAUUUUCGAAGUCGUUUCUCAAUCUCGAACCCCGACCUGACAGGUGACCAACUACGUGGCAUGUUCCCGGAACUUUCGGACCAUUGGAGGUAG